UGAAACCGGCCCUCGCUCGCGUUUUUGCCAACUGCAGAUAAAGCUCGGCUGCGCUUCAAUUAUAAAUGGAAAGCUGGGCAAAAAAACAAUUUAAUUGCAAUUUGUACAAAGAAAUGAUUAUUGCAAGUUUGUUGUGUGUGAGAGAGUGUGCAAAAAUAAAUGUUUUUUAAGAAAUAGGUGCAGAAAUAAGUUCGGGAACCUUUGCAAAUGUGCAUCUAACUGUUUAAUACAUAUUUUAACAAAAAAAUUCCCCGUAAAUUGCAAUCAAUUAAAUUGGUAUCAAAAUGCCAAAUGCCAUGGAAAUAACAACAAAUGCCAGUGAAUCGAAUAAACCAUUCAAAGUCAAGGACGUCACGCGGAACAUUAAAAAAGCAGUCUGCGCCUCGAGCCUAGAGGAAAUUCGCGCCAAGGUGGCUGAGAAAUUUGAGAAAUGUGAACACCAGCCGACUAUUCAUUUGGACUCGGAUGGAACCGAGAUCGACGAUGAAGAGUAUUUUCGCACCCUAGAUGAAAACACUGAACUGGUGGCUGUCUUUCCAGGCGAGCAUUGGAUAGAUCCAACGCAUUACGUGACAAUAACCACACCGAAUGGCACCACCAAUGGCAGCAUCUCUGGCAAUGCGGAGAAUGGAGAUACAACAGAUGCGAAUAACACAGAGUCGGCAAGAAUUCGUCAAUUGGUUGGCCAACUGCAGAAUAACUUGUGCAAUGUUUCUGUUAUGAAUGAUGCGGACUUGGAUUCGUUGUCGAACAUGGAUCCCAAUUCAUUGGUGGACAUAACAGGCAAGGAGUUUAUGGAGCAGCUUAAGGAUGCGGGCAGACCCCUUUGUGCCAAGCGAAAUGCCGAAGAUCGUCUGAAUCUCUUGAAGUUGCUGAAAGCAGGUGCUAUAUUUUGCUCGGAACGAUAUCCGGAAGAUGCUGAGGCCAUUGAUCGUGAGAUUGGUCGCCAGCUGAAUGAGGUAGAGAGCGGCCAGGUGACUGCAACAGCUGCCAGCAAUACACGCACCAUCGAGGUGGUGCAGUGCGACAAUCAAAAUACCACAAUCACCAUAACUGUGGCUGAGGCGAUCACUUGCAGCACCGCUGAAGCAACCACAAACGAGGCGGCGGCCAACGCAGCUGCCAAUGAGGCGAACGCCAAUGCCAAAGCAAAUGGAAAUGGAAACGAUGGCGACAUCUGACUACCCAUUUUGGGCAGCCUUAGAUGAAGCCUGGCCGACGAGAAGUCGGCAAACUAAGGAGCAGCAAGAGAGAACGAGAGAUAGUAUGAGAUGGGCGAUGGCAAUUUUAUCAAAAGAUGUUUCACAGAAUUAUAGAAAUCAAGAAAUCAGUCCUGCAACAUUGGGUUAACAUACACGUAUUUGUAGCAAAUAAAUCAAUACAAAAUAUAGAGCGAAACAUAACGAGAUCUUCUGAAAAUGCUUCGUAGAAUUUAAGAGCAAAUGAAAGUUAACGAAAUAUUACACGUAUUAGCAUUAAAUCGUCAGAUGGUUGAACUUAAAUGUCAGCAAUGAAUAUAUUUCAAUUUGCGCUGCAUACUAAAAGAAAACACAAAUAUGUAUUCACAAUUGCAACUGACAUGAAUAAUUGUUAAAUUGGGAAUUUACUUCAGAAAGUUGACAGUUUCUCAUUUUCUUGCAUUUUUUUAAACUGGCAGAUAUUUCUCUUCUGAGUUUCACUUUCGAAUCAAAAUGAUUUCGAAGCUGGAAUUGAGAACAGAUCUAUACACAAAAAAAAAAAAAAAAAAAUUUCAAUUAAAACAAGAAAAACUUUCGUAGUUAAAAUUUGCUGACAAUUUUGUCAAAGCACCUGGAAAUAAUAAUUAAAUCAAAAUAAAACGAUAACAAUAAAUUUAAAAAGAACAGAAAUAAUAACAAAUUAUAUAUAUCAUCUAUGAGUCAUAGAAGACAAGAAUAUAUCAUGUUCAUUUUACUGCAUUAGUUAAAGAAUAUAGAAAAGCAAAACUUAAUUGUUCACUUCUGAUGGUUGCCUCAGAAGCAAAUCGAAGUAGUGGCUAUAAGAAUCCAAUUGAAACCCUGAACGAAUAGUUAGAAAUCAGAAUUGAAACUCAUUUUGAAUGUUGACGUGAUUUAAGGGUAUUAUUAUCAUUAUCAUUGCAUGCUAUUGUUUUGCCUAAGAUAAAUUUGGGUUGAUAUGAUAUUGAUACGUUCUGGGCAAUUAGGUUAGUAUGUUUGAUAAUAUGAAGAGACGCACACAACAAAUUGUUUUUAGACUAAUGCCAUUGAAAAUGUCAUUUGUUGAAGCCAAUUGAGACUGACUGUACUUAUGGGUAAUACUUAUUUCGAUGACGGUACGAUAUCAACUAAAUGAUUGUACUCGACCUGGUUUGAAAUUGCUUCAAGUGAACCUCCCACAAAUGUAUAAUAAUACUACUACUACUUAUAUAUGGUAUAUUGUAGCCACACAGGACAAAACGUGAAGAAUUUAAAAGUAAACAGCAUUGAACACUAAAUAUUAGUAAAAAUUUAAACAAUAAAC
This is a messenger RNA of Drosophila sulfurigaster albostrigata, 2499 nucleotides long. It is a transcript of the gene Drep1, whose product is annotated as DNA fragmentation factor subunit alpha. Lineage: Eukaryota; Metazoa; Arthropoda; Insecta; Diptera; Drosophilidae. Gene Ontology annotation, biological process: apoptotic process; regulation of apoptotic process. The record is from RefSeq and is a predicted model, not a curated record. The transcript has 4 exons. Bases 285 to 1181 code for a protein of 298 amino acids.